AUGUUUUAUUUAAUAUUAAUCUGUGUAAAUUGGAUUUAUGGUUUUUUGAAUGUUAUACCGUACUAUUAUGCCGAAUGGUUUGAAUAUUUGGGUGAAGAGGAAUAUAUGUGUUAUAUUAACUUUACAAAUGACAAACGUUUAGCUAUUGCUGCCACGAUUCAAUACGGCAUCCCAUUGGGUGCAUUAGCAGUUAUCUAUAUUUGGAUAUGGCAUUAUGUUCGAAAAAGAACACUUAUUAUGACACUAACAGCAAAACGUCGAAUGCAAAUAAAACGUAACAUAGAAAUGUUAGGACGUAUUAUUAUACCUGUUUGUAUUUUACUCGUACUAGCUGUACCAGGUUUUUGUUUUAUUAUUAUGGCAGCCAUAAAGAAUAAUGGUACAGUCUACUAUUUAACUUAUCGUCUUACGUUCUCUUUCGUUGGAUUAUCGAUGAUCAUUAUGCCAAUAGCUGUUAUUCUAUUAACACCGAAUAUAAAAACAGCGCUUAUAUUUAACAAAAAUCGAAAGUCAGUUGCAUUUACUAAUGCUGGCGCUGGUGGUUUGCGGCUACGUAGACAGCCACGGUAUCCAGUACUACACCAGAAGGCUACAACAGCAGUAGACGAAGCACGACAGUGUAUUGUUAGUAGAUUAUAA
This is a messenger RNA of Didymodactylos carnosus, 639 nucleotides long. Lineage: Eukaryota; Metazoa; Rotifera; Eurotatoria; Philodinida; Philodinidae. The record is from the annotation of a GenBank genome assembly.